This is a messenger RNA of Haplochromis burtoni (Burton's mouthbrooder), 3872 nucleotides long. RefSeq names its product galactosylgalactosylxylosylprotein 3-beta-glucuronosyltransferase 1. Gene Ontology annotation, cellular component: Golgi membrane. The coding region runs from base 1401 to 2408 and encodes 335 amino acids. The record is from RefSeq and is a predicted model, not a curated record. Lineage: Eukaryota; Metazoa; Chordata; Actinopteri; Cichliformes; Cichlidae. Gene Ontology annotation, molecular function: galactosylgalactosylxylosylprotein 3-beta-glucuronosyltransferase activity. The transcript is spliced from 7 exons. Gene Ontology annotation, biological process: chondroitin sulfate proteoglycan biosynthetic process; carbohydrate metabolic process.
AGGCGCACCGGAUUAUAAGGCAAACUGUCGAUUUUUGAGAAGAUUAAAGGAUUUUAAGUGUGCCUUAUUGUGCGGAAAAUACGGUACUAAGGUUUUCAGCAUCUCUGCCAUGGCAUCAGACUACACAGGCCCCCCUUCCCAAGUUCAUCAGUGAGUCCUGAUCGCCUAAGGCACUGUCACAGGUUUAUCAGUUGGACCAAUACCUCUGUUUACUUGUAAACAGACCUAACUGUUGUUGAUGAUGUCUGUUGAUUUAAAAUUAGCUUUUGCCUUUUAUUUAAAUGCAGUUGUCCAUAAUGAGUGGUUUUCACAAAGUACAUGGCAGCUCCUGGUAUCUUCCAAUUUUAAGGCUGAACUAGUAAGUUUUUUUCCUCUUGGCUAAUUGCAUCUGUGGUUUUACUGAUAUUGCCUGAAUGUGGCUUUACAUCUGGGAUUUUACCAAUGUCAUGUUUCCCCAUACAUUUUCUUCCCAUAGUGUAUGUGUAGACAAACGUGUAUGACUGCAGUGUCCCAUGUGUGAUGUCAAAAGACUUACGCAGGCUUGAAGUUAGAGUCUCUUGUCUAAACCACCUGCUGUAAGCACCAUCAGCCAUGUACCAGUCCUCCUUAGUUCCUGAUAUGAGCGUUCCUCAGAUUGUAGGCAUAUUUUUACCCUAUUUCUCUUUAGGAGUUUUCAAGCAAAAAGAGUCUAUUCAAAGUGCACUCCUUUCAUACGCCUGUCAGGAAAUGAAAAGAAAUGCCCUUACUGUCUGACUAGUGGGCCAUGUGACUAGCUUUUUUUUCUUUUGCCUUAGAUAAACAACUCUCAGUUUUUUGAAAUCCAGCUUCAUCCCCAAGCAAAAUUUCCAUUUGUGUGGCUGUGACAUUUUUUAUGUGAUUUAUUCUAUUGUCCCGAAUCCCCCGGCCUUUGCUGCCCCUCCACCUUGUCCCCUUGCCAUCAGCUUGACAAUCCCAGCCUUUGUUUUUGCAAUGAGAAGCAGCAUUCUUCCAGAGGGAUGACCUCCUCUGUCUCUAUAGAGGCUGGCACUGGGGACACGACCCUCCCCGAUGAUUGGAUAGCACCCGCCGGAUGCUGUGAAUGAAAUCCACUAGUUGUCACCCCAAUGCUGCCCACAUGUGCGCCAAACACAAGCUCAUUCCCGAGAAAGAGAACUCGAGGGAUCCCUCUGUUCAUCCCAGCUGAUGCUCCCAAGCCUCAGCACUGCUAUCAGGACCAUUAGCACAGAACACAGGAUCCAACUCUGUGGAUCAUCAUUCGUUUCUAGUUAAAUGACAUCACUGAACUGCUGGUCCUCAAGUUUAUGCAUACGGAGUGGAGUAGCAUCUGUUGUUGGAAUGGUCAUGUCUGUUAGCUGUAAACAUAGGUAAGGUAGGAACAUGAUUCAGGUCUGACCCUGGAGAUGCCGAAGAGACGAGACAUCGUUGCCAUUAUAUUGAUCGUGUUGCCUUGGACACUACUCAUCACUGUUUGGCACCAGAGCACCCUCACUCCUCUGCUUACCACUCGAAAGGAUGACAGAACUGAUGGUCACUCCAACUCCAGAAACACCUUUGCUUUUAAGGAGUCAUGCUCGCUUCAGAACCGGGACAUUGUGGAGGUGGUACGCACGGAAUAUAUAUACAGCCGCCCUCCACCCUGGUCGGAUAUAUUGCCCACUAUCCACAUCAUCACUCCCACUUAUAGCCGCCCGGUGCAGAAAGCAGAGCUGACACGGCUGGCCAACACUUUGCUUCAUGUGGUCAACUUGCAUUGGAUCCUGGUAGAAGACUCCCAGAGGCGGACCAGUCUGGUUAGUCAUCUUCUCCACAACACAGGGCUCAACUACACCCACCUCAAUGUGGAGACACCUAGGAACUAUAAGGUACGCGGGGACACCAGGGACCCCCGAAUACCACGUGGUACCAUACAGAGGAACCUAGCUCUCCGGUGGUUACGGGAGACCUUCAGCGUAAAUACCAGCCAGCCUGGGGUUGUCUACUUUGCAGAUGAUGACAACACAUAUAGCUUGGAGCUGUUUGAGGAGAUGCGUUCCACUAAAAAGGUGUCGGUGUGGCCCGUGGCUUUUGUGGGUGGCCUGCGUUAUGAGUCACCCAAAGUAAACACCUUGGGGAAGGUGUUUGGCUGGAAAACUGUAUUUGACCCGCACCGGCCCUUUGCUAUUGACAUGGCUGGGUUUGCGGUGAACCUGCAGCUCAUUCUGUCCAAACCUCAGGCUUAUUUCAAGCUGCGUGGGGUAAAGGGAGGAUAUCAGGAGAGCAGCUUAUUAAAAGAGCUGGUCACUCUCAGUGACUUGGAGCCUAAAGCUGCUAACUGUACUAAGGUAUUAGUAUGGCACACAAGGACAGAGAAGCCUGUGCUGGUAAAUGAGGGCAAGAAAGGAUUUACAGACUCUAACGUAGAGAUAUGACAUCCUUCACGUGACACAGGGGAGGAAUGUUUCUACUGAGCUCUCCCUGGAUUCAAACCAACCUGAGCUCCGAAAAAGCAACAGUCACGGUCAAAAGUAUUACCAGGACGCAGCAGCUGUAUUUCACCACAGCUUAGCAUGAAGCUACGCGUGUCCAGUUGAAGAGGCAGAGCAAAGCCAUAUGUGCUUGAGCGACCACAGAGUAUCAAAGCACAACUGCACAAAAACGACUGGUGUGUUCUGGAGCAGCACUGAAAGGAGUUUGCCACCUGAGGUCUCCUCUGAGAUAAGGGAUGUCACAUGACUUAGCUGCAGGAAGAGAUGGUACAGCAAGCAAUAAAGAGCCUUGUGAGCGACAUCAACACCAGCCAACCAUCCAAUCAGAACUGAAUGGGGCCCUUUUGUUUUGAUGCAAGCUGGCUGUCGGGGAAAGAGCUGCACAGGGAAAUAAAAGAAGUCCUUGUUUCAAGAGAGUCAGCACCGACUGUUAGACAGCACUGAUGGGAUCUGAGCCCUCCCCCUUUUUGUACUGUACAACAGUGAGCCCAGUACUAAUUAGGAGCCCUGCUACUUUUGAACAUACAUUUGCGCACACUGAGCUGUCACACUGCUCACAGACACACAUGCACACAAAAACAUGAAGCAGUGGCUUAUUAACAGCAGCGUCCUCUCUCGCAUUCAUUUACUACCAGCUUAACAUGCUGUAACAGCGCUGACAUGCACUCAUAUUUAAAAGAGGAUCCAGUAUUGCUGUUAGCCUGUCAAACUCAAAGACUUCCUCAUAAGCUAAUUAAGACUGCACUGGGUGAAGGUUUCUUAGCAGUUAUUUAUUGUUUCAGAGUAAUUUGUAGCAUUGGUAUGUUAGUUGUGAACAGUACGUGUGAGAGUCGAUGGAAUGUAAAGCCAUUACUCUGAAAAUCAGAAGUGCAUUCUUUCAAAUAGCUGUGUUAUACAUUCUAAUUAUUCUCACCAUGGAUGGAAGGCUUGCGAGUAAUGAGUUCAUACUCCACUGACUUGCAGCAACACCACUUAAGAAUGCAAAUGUUCUAUAUGACUUUGUAUCUUUUUAAGAGUUCAGUCAGUUAUCAGUGUUAAUUUGCAGACAUUUGAAACAUUCAAACACUUGAAACAUUGAACUUUGACUUGAUUAGGGUCUGAUGCUACUGCUAUGUUGCUUGUGUUUCAUUUGACAGCUGCUCAAACUACUGCCUCAUGAAGCUGAUUUUUGCUUUACAGACCUAAGAUUGCAGUAACUGCUACUUGAUACAUACUCAAGUAUAUUCACAUAGGCAAUACAGAUUUAACAAUCUGACACACCUGCCACAGCCAGACUCCCUAAAAUUGUUACUCUAAGACUGUAAAUUCACAGAACGUGAUCAUUGCUUAAUAAUUCUGCUGUAUGUGUAAAGAUUUAUUGUAAAUAAGGGUACUGUAUGUACAUAGGUUUAAACUGCUCCCAUACAA